Messenger RNA from Diplodia corticola, 2328 nucleotides. Its product is annotated as cytochrome p450 protein. The transcript is spliced from 4 exons. NCBI's taxonomy places the organism in Eukaryota, Fungi, Ascomycota, Dothideomycetes, Botryosphaeriales, Botryosphaeriaceae. The coding region runs from base 1 to 2328 and encodes 775 amino acids. The record is from RefSeq and is a predicted model, not a curated record.
AUGAGCGACAGCCCGGCAAUCAACCCGAGUCAUCCCUACCACGUCCACACGGGCAUAUGGACGAACUGGAGCUUUGGUUCCGUCUAUGGAGCCACGCUGACACUUCGCCGGGAGGACGCCAACCUCCUCGUUGCCUUCAUGGCCGUGUUCGUCAGCAUCAUAGGAAAUCGGCUAUGGCGAAUUUGCUGUUUUGCCUUCCACCAGGCCUACGCAUCCAAUAACGCAUGCGACGGUCUCCACCACCAGCGCCAGGCCGUCCUCCGCAAUUCUUCUACUGCUGCUUCUGGAUUAGUCACUCUGAUCGAACUCCCAUGGGCCUGGCGCAACACUGCAAGGGAACCAUUUGGCCGAAUACUGCCGCUUCUCAUUUUUGCGGCACUAUUCACUACCGCGUUCAUCCUGGCUAGCGGAUUCUCCUCGAAGAUUGUUACAGGGACUGAGGUUCUGCUCUCAGGAAACGACUGUACCUGGUUUGAUCCCAAUCUAAACGGCACUUUGGAUAGCCUGGGAGCCCUUAUCGCUUUCCAAUUUGAGCGCACCCAGGUCGCAGCCAGUUAUGCGCAUCAAUGCUACAGCUCGGACUCAUCUAAUAUAUUAGGGUGCAACGUAUUCAUUAAAAAGAUGCUCCCAGCGACCCUUGUCAAAAAUGCGAGCUGUCCGUUCGAGGACAAAAUCUGUCGGAACGCAAAUACUAACAUUUUCUUGGACACGGGUUUUCUGGACAGCCAUACGGACUUCGGACUCAACGCUCCCCCAAGCCAGCGAUUCCAAUAUAGGAGAGUGUUGCACUGCGCACCUUUAAUAACAGAGGGGUAUAAAACCAUAUGGAAUGCAUCGAGCGACCGGUCAUACACGACUUACAACUAUGGAUCCUCCUCCUCAAGCUAUUUCAACUAUACUUACCCAAACGAAGCUGUAUGGAACUCUAGCCUCCAACACGCCGGAACUUAUCCAGUGGACUACGCCAUCGGUACUCAGGAGGUGAGUUAUACCAACGGAUCUGUUCACUACCUCGAUUCGGAGUUGGUCCCCGCGCUCCGACGGCCAGACGCGGAUGUGUCGAUAAUAUAUCUCUCCGCCGGCGGCAUUUUAUUCACCCAGAAGACAACCGACGACUGGUAUAGAGCUACCACCGAGACCACCGGCCCAUUCGAGGAGCCAUAUAAUGUUCCCUUUUAUGCUCAAGACGAGCCCGCAUCUCCUUUGGCAUGUGCGAAACAGGAGCAGCUGUGUAAUCCCAACCUACCAGACGGGAGUCGCUGCUCACCUCUAAGCGGAAAUUUGGACAUGAACGCAAAUUUAGGGAAGCUUGCGGGUGGAAAUAAAUCAGCCAACCUGAUAAGCUGGUUGCACAAGAUCACUCUCCAGCCGGACAUAUCGCUGACUCAAGUGGUAUCUAUCUUGGGCUCACAGGCUCUGAGAUCGAAACAAACAGUUGGUUAUGGCGUCCAGAGCCCUCUUCCAGAUGGUCAGUGGCAGCUGGAUGUGCAGCAUUGGUUUGCAAUCUCACUCGCCAUGAUACAAGAAAGAUUCGUAGAUGCCGCAGCCGGGCAUACGGACAGUGCAAUCAGGCCAUUCGUCAAAGAGCCAGACAACAGGGAGGAAAGAAUGAUGUGCAGCAGCCAAAAGAUCAUGAGCUCGGAACACACGUCGUUCAGCCUUUUCGCUCUUCUAUUUAUCCUUGUCGUCGGGGUCCUCGUGGUGAUUGCCUCAUUCGUUCUGGAGCCGGUUGCGCUGUGGGUUCGAAAACGUUACGGACUGGACUACGGCGCCCAUCUCGAGUGGUACUCGAACGAAACGUUGCAACUUCAACGUCUUGCUCACGAAGGAGUGGGUGUCGGAACAUGGUCUCAUGCAGUAAACGACAUCCCUCUAACCGGGUCCGGCGAAUUGCUCGCCACGCUGGACUUGACCGAUAAAGAGCAUCCAACACUGCAGCGUCCGGUACGACCGUUUCUACAAAUCAAACGGAAUACCAGCACCGAGGGCCGGGAAGCAAAUGGAACUGAUUUUGUCGACGAGAGUGUGUUUGAAUACAAUAACUCCCGUUCCUCCGAGCACUUGAUCGAGAACCCUUUUGCUCAAAACAGGUUGGGAAACUCUGAGAUUGGUGACGAGGGAGAUGUCGUUCGUGGCGGUGGCGUCGGUUUUGUUGGCGGCGGCGAAGUAGUUGGGAGCCUUGGCGAGGAUGUGCUUGGUCCAACUGCUUGGAAGCUCGGAGGGGGUGGUGGGGCAGCUGGCGUUGGUGUCGUCGCACUGGGUCGUGAUGGAGGUGAAGGUGAGGUCGGCGUCUUUGCUGAGGCCGAACUAGCCGCUGGUUCCGGAUGA